This is a messenger RNA of Schistosoma spindalis, 2000 nucleotides long. NCBI's taxonomy places the organism in Eukaryota, Metazoa, Platyhelminthes, Trematoda, Strigeidida, Schistosomatidae. The record is from the annotation of a GenBank genome assembly.
CUCCCAUUUCUUGUUGGCUGUCAAGUCUGGUAAUUUAACUGACGUGAUGGAAAGAUCUAGGUUGUAUAAAAACAAAGAUAAGGACGCUGAGGUAAAUUUUUAGAUAUUCAAAUGUCGAUUUUAGGAACUUCGGAGGCGUCGUACUGAUCAGUCUGUUGAACUUCGCAAAGCUAAGAAGGAUGAACAACUUCAGAAGCGAAGAAACAUACUGUUGACCGAACUAGAUGAAACCUCACCCUUGAAAGAAAAGCAAAUUGAUACUCCUGAACAUGUUAACUACGAUGCAGUUAUCCGUGAUAUGCAAUCAAGUGAUCGAGUCACUCGAUUCAAAGCAGUUCAACUCUGCAGAAAAACCCUAUCACGCGCAAAAAACCCUCCAAUAGACGAGUUUUAUAAGAGGGGAGCUGUCGACAUUCUGGGUUCAUCCCUUAGUUCCACUCACGAUGACCUUGUUUUCGAGGCUGCAUGGGCACUCACAAACAUUGCGUCUGGUGAUAGCUCUCAUACAGCAGCCGUCGUUUCCUCUGGGACUGUCCCAAAACUGGUACGGCUGUUAAAUCAUUCUGCCGUCAAUAUAGCUGAGCAAAGUGUAUGGGCUCUAAGUAAUAUUGCCGGAGAUGGAUCCAAAUUCCGAGAUAUAGUUAUCGAGAGUGGAGUUAUUGAACCAGUGUUAAAACUUCUAGAUCGAGUUUGGAAACAGCCCACAGUGGUAUCAAACAUUGCCUGGAUGUUAUCUAAUCUCUGUCGAAACCGAGAUCCUCCUCCGCCACGUGCCGUCAUUAAAAAGCUUUUGCCUAUUCUUAAUCGACUUCUUCAGUAUGAGGGUAAUAAGAAUGUUGUUGUAGAUACCGCAUGGGCUCUUUCAUACGCGAGUGAUGCCAUAAAUGAAUUUAUCGAUGAUAUAAUAGAAAGUGGAUGUGUGCCGUUACUUCUGCGGCAGUUGGCAUCGUCAUCCGCGAAUCUCAUUUCUCCCUCUCUCAGAGCCAUUGGUAAUCUUGUCAUCGGUACUGAUGAACAAACACAAGCUAUUCUGGAUGCUGGCUUACUAACUUAUAUCCCUGCAUUGUUAAACAGUGAAAAGUCUACUGUGGUCAAAGAAGCCUGUUGGGUAGUGAGUAACAUUACCGCCGGAAGUGUAGAUCAAAUUGAUAUGAUUAUAAGUCACAACAUCAUGCCAUGCAUUUUGGAGAUCCUUUACAAGGGUGAAUUCAGAACUCAAAAAGAAGCCUGUUGGGUUAUCAGUAAUUUUAUUAGCGGUGGGACUCCGGCGCAGUGUGCAUAUUUGUUGAACCAAAAUGUUUUAAAAGCACUUUGUAAUAUACUCACGGUCUCCGAGUCGAAGGUUGUACUUAUGGUUUUAGAGGGAAUAAAAAAACUUUUAGAGAUUUCUGAUCAGUAUGGUCAAUUAGAACCAGCCUGUAUCGAGUUAGAAACAUGUGGAGGCUUGGAUAAGUUAGAAGAACUUCAAGACCAUAGUAACGUUCAAGUCUAUCAAGUUGCUUACGACUUAAUUGAAAAGUACUUCAAUGAUGCGGAUGAUGAAAACGAAAGCAAAGUCGUGGCUGGUGAUGGCACAGAGAAUAAUGAAACUUUUCCUCCAAGUUCAGAACAAGAAUUCCAGUUUAUUGCUCCCGAUGGGACUUCAGGACAAGGUGGUGACUUUCAGUUUUAAGUUAGAAGUUACUUCGACGCUAACUUCACAUCCAAAUUAUCAGAGUUUCUAAAUAGAUUACUGGUAUAUGAACGAUGAUAUUCUUGGCCACUUGUAUAAUCUUGACUUCCCCACAUUGUGGUAACCAACAAUAGUCAUGUUCCUUCUCCAUGUUUUUCUCGACAAAUUGGAACUUCUACUCAGCAAUCAAGUGACUAAGAUCUAAUGUGAAAGUACCGGAUUUCUGUAAGUUGUUUGCUUUGAAAAAUGAAAGAUGUGUGGGUAUUUCAAAACAAUCAUUUCAGUCCUGAAAGCUGGUUUUAUGUAAUAUUAACGCUGGUACCAUGAA